Messenger RNA from Rhincodon typus (whale shark), 2642 nucleotides. RefSeq names its product zinc finger protein 271-like. Gene Ontology annotation, biological process: regulation of DNA-templated transcription. Bases 576 to 2099 code for a protein of 507 amino acids. Gene Ontology annotation, molecular function: DNA-binding transcription factor activity, RNA polymerase II-specific; RNA polymerase II cis-regulatory region sequence-specific DNA binding. NCBI's taxonomy places the organism in Eukaryota, Metazoa, Chordata, Chondrichthyes, Orectolobiformes, Rhincodontidae. The transcript is spliced from 2 exons. The record is from RefSeq and is a predicted model, not a curated record.
UCAAAUGCAAAGAAGUCUGGACAUUUUCCAAGCUUGGGCUGAAAAAUGGCAAGUAAUAUUUGCACCACACAAAUGCCAGGCAGUGACCAUCUCCAAUAAGAAGCAAGCUAACCACAUCCCCUUCUCAUCUACAAGAGCAGAAGAUUCCACUGUGUAGAAAAGAAAACAGAAAUGCUCAACACCACUAAACAUCACCCAAGGAACAAUUGUUGAAACACAUUCACAGCGUUUCCGUUCACAGCAUUGCUCGAUACAAAGAAGGUUGAACAGUGAAACCAUCAUCUGGAAAUCAGUCAGGUCAGGGGAGCUUUGACCUAUCAUCAGGUCUGAAACCCGUCAGUGGUGCGGAGCCUUCCAUCAGAACCAGUCUUUCUGAGUGUUCAUCUAUGGGUGAUUGGUCAAGGUGAAGCUGGGAAGAAGUGUGAGUGUCUCAGAGUGCGGUGAGAGUUUCAUUUAUUCAUUGAACCGCAUAGACCAGUGACUCAUUCCUCAACAGGUGAAAGGCUGCUUGCAUGUGAGCUGAGAGACAGGGCUGUAUAUGCUUGUUGCACAACUGUUCACACCGGGACAGCCACAUGGAAGGGAAACCAUUCAAGUGUGAAGUUUGUGAUAAAGCUUUUGUGGCCUCUUCAACCCUCCUGAGACACCAGAGGAUUCACACAGGAGAGAAACCCUUCAGGUGUAAGGUUUGUAGCAAAGCAUUUAUCCAAUCCUCGGAUCUCCUGAAGCACGAGAGGAUACACACAGGGGAGAAACCAUUUACAUGUGAGGUGUGUGACAAAUCAUUCUCAGACUCAUCGGCCCUCCGCAAACACCAACGUAUUCACACUGGAGAGAAACCAUUUACAUGUGAGGUGUGUGAUAAAUCAUUCUCAGACUUAUCGACCUUCCGCAGACACCAACACAUUCAUGUAGGGGAGAAACUAUUCACAUGUGAGGUGUGUGAUAAAUCAUUCUCAGACUCAUUGGUCCUCCACAAACACCAAUGCAGUCACACAGAGGAGAAACUAUUCAUGUGUGAGGUGUGUGACAAAUUAUUCUCAGACUUAGCAAGUCUAUGUGUACACCAAUGCAUGCACACAGGCAUGAAACCCUUUGUGUGUAAACUAUGUGACAAAUCAUUCCCAGAUGUAGCAGGCAUCUGUAAACACCAAAGACUUCACACCCAGAAGAAACCAUUUACAUGCGAAGUGUGUGACAAAUCAUUCUCACAAUUAACAAACCUCCGUGCACACCGACACAUUCACACUGGAGAGAAACCAUUUACAUGUGAGAUGUGUGACAAAUCAUUUUCGCAGUCAUCGACCCUCCGUGUCCACCGACACAUUCAUACCGGGGAGAAACCGUUCACAUGUGAGGUGUGUCACAAAUCAUUUUCGCAGUCAUCAACCCUCCGUGUCCACCGACACAUUCACACUGGGGAGAAACCCUUCACAUGUGAGAUAUGUGGAAAAUCAUUCUCACAGUUAACAAACCUCCAAACACACCAACGCGUUCACACUGGAGAGAAACCAUUCAAAUGCGAAGUGUGUGACAAAUCAUUCUCACAGUCAUCAAUCCUCCACGCACAUCGACACAUUCACACUGGAGAGAAACCAUUCACAUGCAAAGUGUGUGAUAAAGCAUUCUCACAUUUAACAAACCUCCAUGCCCAUGAACGCAUUCACACUGGAGAAAAACCAUUCAAAUGCAAGAUGUGUGACAAAUCAUUCUCACAUUUGACGAACUUACACACACAUCAGCGUAUUCACACUGGUGAGAAACCAUUCAUGUGCAAGGUGUGUGACAAAUCAUUCUCACAAUCAUCAAUACUCCGCAUACAUCAACAUAUUCACACCGGGGAGAAACCAUUCACGUGUGAGGUAUGUGACAAAUCAUUUUCACAUUUAACAAACUUCCGCACACACCAUCGCAUUCACACUGGGGAGAAACCAUUUACGUGUGAAGUGUGUGACAAAUCAUUCUCACAAUCAUCAAUCCUCCGUGUACAUCGACACAUUCACACACAGCAAAAACCAUUCAAGUGUGAUGUGUGUGGCAAAUCAUUCUCAAGAUCAUCCUACCUCCUACUGCAUCAGAGAAUCCACACAGUAAUGUAAACCUUUCAAGUGUGAGGUUUGUGAUAAAGCUUUAGGAAUGUCUUCAAUGUUCCUGACACACCAAAGGAUACCACAGGACACAAACUAUUCAAAUAUGAGAUGUGGAUCUUGCACAUUAAAUUGAUCUUCUUGUCCAUGAAUUCACACAUAGACAGGAGAAAUCCUAUUGGUGUUACUUCUGUAAUUAGGCCUCACAGUCUCCAGGAACAUCAACAAAAACCACAUAAAAACUGCCAAUCUGACUCCAAGAUUUGGACCAAAUCUGAGACAUCUGACUGACAGAUCAAGCAAACUGCACGAGGAGCAACUCUCUAAAUACUACAGUGAUGAAACAAUGGACUGAAUCCAACAAGUACACAUCUAUUACUAUAAGAACAUUGGACAGAGAUGAAGUGAUCACCCAAAAUGGCAUCUUGUAUAAAGGGAGCAGGAUCAUUAACACACUCCCAAGAAAAGAGAUGCUGAAGCACAUCCCACACAAACCAUCAAGGAAUUGAGUCUAGUCUGAGGAAGCUAAACAAAGUGCUUAUGUUUGGCCAGAUA